AUGCCUAACGCGGGUAUAGAUGCACUAUUCUUCAACUCGCUCGCGCCAUCUGCGCCCAGUCCACUCAGGAACCAACUCCUUGCGCUCCCUCAUGACACACUCCUCACCGUGGACACGUUGCUGCGCUUCGUACUAGGUGCGCAAUGUCCUGAGGACGCGCCGCAGGCCCUACGUUCAUCUUGGACUGCUGCCCAGCAGGAGGUCGCCCAGCGCGUGCAUCAGCUCAAGGAUAAUAACUUGAGCUCGGACAGCGAACACGACAGCCGUAAACGCGCGCGCGAUGACGAGCCGGUCACGAACGCCAAGCGUGCUAAAACCUCGCAGGACAAUGACACUGCGGCCUCUAGUACCAUCGCGAAUGAUCUCCCACUCUUCACCCUGCACGCACUCUCACUGACGUCGCCGAUCCGAAAGAAGGCCGAUAUCACGGUGCACGAGCACACCCUCCGGAUCACACAUCCGUCGACGCAUGCCACCGAACAUCUGCCCAUUGCGCUAUCUGUGAUCCGUCGUGCCUUCUUAUUACCUACCCGCGGGAAGACAAAACAGCACUGGUCCAUUAUUCUCAUGCCGAGCGACGUACCUACUAGCGGAAGCAAGGCCGCCAAGGAGCAAGCGAAAGACGAGGCGCCGCCAAUAGUGUUCGGAGUCGAUGCGACACCAAAUACCUUCAGCACGACGGGGUAUGGCCCCGAUGGCACGCCACAGACGACUACUCAUCCGAAAGGCACACCUGUCGUAUCAUCACUGCGUUCGUUCCUUGAGCGGCUGUCCGUCCGCGUCCUGGAGCCGUCCACGGACAUCUUCCGCUCAGCAAUACCCGGAAAUGCAGGUGUAGAUGGCGUCGCCGGUGUCGAGGCGUACCGCGGCGCGAAGCCGGGCACGCUAUGGUUCUUCUCCGAGGGCGUCUUAUGGGACGGGCGGCCGGCGGAAUUCUUUGCGUUGCGCGACCUAGCGCGGAACGGGAGCGCAGGCGAAGUGGAAGGUGUGCGCACGAUCAGCGCCACAGGGCGGACUUGCUCGGUUAUCCUGCGGCGUAUCGAGGGCGAGGGCGUCGCCGAAGCAGCUGAGGACGACGCGGAGGACGAGGAGCCUGAGGAGCGGACAGUGGACGUGGACUUUGGGAUGGUGGACGGGAAGGAACAGGAGGGCAUCACGCGAUGGGCGAGGCAGCACCGGCACCUGUUUGGCAAACGGGACGUGCCGCCGGCAGAGGACAAGGGGAAGGGGAAGGCUGUUGCACCUGUCGCGGACGAAGCCUCAGACGAGGAGGACUCGGAUUUUGUGGACGAAGCAUCGUCCGAUGGGGGCUCAGCCACGAGCGACUCGGAAUCAGAGUCGGGAGAUGCGCAGUCGGUCGAGGAGGGCGAUGCGCAGGCGUCGGACGAU
Postia placenta MAD-698-R-SB12 is the source of this 1389-nucleotide messenger RNA. RefSeq lists its product as hypothetical. Lineage: Eukaryota; Fungi; Basidiomycota; Agaricomycetes; Polyporales; Adustoporiaceae. The record is from RefSeq and is a predicted model, not a curated record. The transcript has a single exon. The annotation marks the transcript as partial.